AUGCCACGCUGCUGUGCAACAAGUUCCCAGCGAACGCAUUUCAAUCGUGCAGCUUCCGUUUGGGAUGCCACGCUGCUGUGCGACAAGUUCCCAGCGAACGCAUUGCAAUCGUGCAGCUUCCGUUUGGGUGCCCUGCGGCUGUGCAACAAAUUCCCAGCGAACGAUGCAGCUUCCGUUUGGGGAUGCCACACGGCUGUGCAGCAAUCUCCAAGCGAUUGCAUUUCAAUCGUGCAGCUUUCUUUUGCGGAUGCCACGCGGCUGCGCAACAAUUCCCAAGCGAACGCAUUUCAAUCGUGCAGCCUUCGUUUGGGAUGGCACGCGGCUGUGCAACAAUUUCCACGCAGCCGCGAGAAACGUGAAAUUUCUGUUUGGGAUGCCACGCGGCUGUGCAACAAUUUCCGAGCAAGCACUUUGAAACGUGAAGCUUGCGUUUGGCAUGCCACGCGGCUGUGCAACAAUUUCCCAGCAGACGCUUUUCAAUCGUGCAACUUCCGUUUGGGAUGCCGCGCGGCUGUGCAACAAUUUCCCGGCGAACGCAUUGCAAUCGUGCAGCUUCCGUUUGGGAUACCACGCGGCUGUGCCACAAUUUCCCAGCGGACGCAUUUCAAUCGCGCAGCUCCUGUUUUGGACGUGGCUAUUCAAAAAUGUCCCAGCACAUGCACUUCAAUCGCGCAGCUUCCGCUUGGAAUUGUCCCAGAGAACGCAUGUCAAUCAUGCAGUUCCGUUUGGGUGUCACGCGGCCUGCACGCGGCUGUGCAACACUUUCCCAGUGAACGCAUUUCAAUCGUGCAGCUUACGUUUGGGGAUGCCGCACGGCUGUGCAACAAUUUCCCAGGGAGCGCAUCUCAACCGUGCAGCCUCCGUUUGGGAUGCUGCGCGGCUGUGCAACACUUUCCCAGCGAACGCAUUUCAAUCGUGCAAGUUCUGUUUUCGGAUGCCAACUCAUUUCUAUCACCGUUUGGGAUGCCACGCGGCCGUGCGAUUUUUUCCUUGCGGACGGAGUCCAAUGGUGCAGCUUCCGUCUGGGAUGCCACGCGGCUGUGCAAUUGUGCAUUGAUAUUCCAGCAAACGAACUUGAAUCGCGCAGGGUUUCGUUAG
Messenger RNA from Symbiodinium sp. CCMP2592, 1098 nucleotides. Lineage: Eukaryota; Dinophyceae; Suessiales; Symbiodiniaceae. The record is from the annotation of a GenBank genome assembly.